Colletotrichum higginsianum IMI 349063 is the source of this 345-nucleotide messenger RNA. RefSeq lists its product as uncharacterized. NCBI's taxonomy places the organism in Eukaryota, Fungi, Ascomycota, Sordariomycetes, Glomerellales, Glomerellaceae. The transcript is spliced from 2 exons. The record is from RefSeq and is a predicted model, not a curated record. The coding region runs from base 1 to 345 and encodes 114 amino acids.
AUGGAGAGAAGGACGCGUCUGCGCAAGUGGGGGUGGGAUCCAUAUUCCGCGAGAAACAGAGAGAACGAGAGAGAUGGCGGAUUCGUGUCACAAGCCUACGUUUAUAUCAUCCAGGCAUAUGAAAAGUUAGUCAGGAACGUGUCAAAGACCGAGGUCAAAGGCGUCGAGGAAAACAACGAUAGGCUGGUUUCGCCACGGCCGCGUCCCCCGUGCCUCUCGAGGGUUGUCUGGUCCCCGUGGCGGGCGCCGGGAAUAAGAACGUGCUCCGGGCAAAGCAGAAGGGGGGGGCGGGUACCGGGCCACCUGGAUUCCGGAGCUGUUGUUUCAAACAAGCAAACGCAUUAG